AUGGAGCCUAGCGGUGCAGGCGGCGCAUCCGAUGACUCGGCGGCCUCUUUUAUUGGCGCUCUCAUUUCGUUGACCUCGCGCUCGAACAUGCGAUACCAAGGUAUCCUGCUCAACAUCGAUGCCGCACAAGCGACGCUGACGCUGGAGAAAGUGCGCUCGUGGGGCACCGAAGGGCGCUGUGCCGCAGCUGGAAAUCCCAAGGACGAGCUGCCUGGGUCGGAUGACUUGUUUGACAACAUCGUAUUCCGGGCAGCGGACGUUGUCGAUCUUCGCGUCGACGAUCCAUCACCGCCUGGAGCUGAGCCAACACCGGGCGUUCCCGUCCCGCAUACGCAUGGAAUGCACCCGAUGCAUGCACCGCCGCCGAUGGGGUUUCACCCCGCAUACGCCAAUUUUCAACCGCAAAGCAUGUAUGGAAUGCCGCCCGACCCCUACGGGAUGGAUUUCAUGCAGGGAAACUACAUGGGAAUGGGCAUGCAACACAGCCAUGUGCCGUUUGGCGCCCCUCCUCCUCACAUGCAUGGUGCACUGCCUCCACCACAAACGUCUCCCGCACCCUCAGCGGAGCAAGCCAGGCAAACGCCACCGAAACAAGCCAAUGCGCAGCCUCCAAAGUUGGAGAGAGCACCUGUACCCGAACAGCCCCCAGCAGCAAAGCCACAGCAAAGCGGAGCAGCAACCUCGGUCAAGCCAUCUUCGGUCGAACCAGGCAUCGACACUGUUCACGCUGCGAUGGCAUCCAUGGGCAUGACCGACAAGCCUCCCAAAAAGAGCACAGAGCCGCGCACGAGCAACGCACGUGUCCAAAAAGAAGCGCAAGCACCGCUUGCUACAUCCGCCGUGCAGCAUUCUCAGGUGCAGCAGCGCGAAAGACGCGCCGUACCUGGUAUGCCUCCCGGUAAAACUGCCUCCCACCGCGACACGUUGCCAGAGGAGUUUGACUUUGCGAGCGCAAAUGCACGGUUCAAAAAGCAAGUGGUUCCCCAUGACGCCGCCAAAAAUGCCGAGCACGGCAGACUGGACGCCAUUUCUUUUGUUGAACCCCCCACUGAAUUCUACGACAAAAAAUCGGGCUUCUUUGACAAUAUCAGCAGCGAAGUCAAAGAGCGCCACGAGAAUGUUACUGGCCGCGGUAGCCAAGACACUUACAAGACCCGUAUUGCCGAGGAGAAUGCACGCAGCGCAGAAACAUUUGGCGAGAGCGCGGUUGACUACCGCGCUGGCCAAGAAGGUUAUCGCGGUCGCGGUCGCGGUCGCGGACGUGGACGUGGCCGCGGACGUGGACGUGAACGUAGCCGCCCAGCCCAGCCUGAAUGGGCCUAG
Molecule: messenger RNA, 1323 nt
Organism: Malassezia vespertilionis
Lineage: Eukaryota; Fungi; Basidiomycota; Malasseziomycetes; Malasseziales; Malasseziaceae
Exons: 3
Coding region: 1-1323 (440 amino acids)
Biological process (GO): P-body assembly; cytoplasmic stress granule assembly
Cellular component (GO): P-body
Molecular function (GO): mRNA binding
Source: RefSeq, a predicted model, not a curated record